This is a messenger RNA of Exophiala aquamarina CBS 119918, 822 nucleotides long. Its product is annotated as dihydrofolate reductase. The record is from RefSeq and is a predicted model, not a curated record. Bases 1 to 822 code for a protein of 273 amino acids. Lineage: Eukaryota; Fungi; Ascomycota; Eurotiomycetes; Chaetothyriales; Herpotrichiellaceae. Gene Ontology annotation, cellular component: cytoplasm; nucleus. The transcript has a single exon.
AUGCCUUCUGCCAAAGAACCAGUACCUUCUCUGAAGGUAUUAAUGCUUCAUGGAUAUACCCAAAACGGACCCCUCUUUCACGCAAAGACGCGCGCCAUGGAGAAGCAUCUUCAGAAAAUAUUUCCAGGGAUAUCAUUGAAUUAUCCUACGGCGCCAUUACAAUUAAAACCCAGUGAUGUACCAGGGUUUGACCCGAGCACAAGCGAAGAUGCGGACAGCAUUGAAGCCUACGGUUGGUGGCGCCGCUCAGACACCUCCGAUCCACCUGAAUAUUAUGGUCUUGACCAGGGUCUGGAAUCAGUAGCUAAAGUACUUGAGUCGGAAGGACCAUUUGAUGGAGUAAUAGGAUUUUCGCAGGGUGCAGCACUGGCAGCAAUGACUGCUUCUCUCCUCGAGGGAGAUUCGAGAAAACAAGCAUUUAGCAAGGCACAAGAGAAGUCAAAACUUGCGAUACCGUAUCCCAAAGCCUUUGAGAGUCUGACACACCCGCCAUUGAGAUUUUGCGCAGCCUACUCCGGCUUCAAGGCACCAGGCGAGCGAUAUACCGCCUUUUUCGAAGAGCCAUACAUUCAAACUCCAAUAUGCCAUUUUGUUGGAAGUCUAGACAGUGUGGUCGAAGAGGCACGAACUCAGGCACUGGUUGAUGCAGCAGGAGGUGCAGAUCGAACACAGGUCGUGGUCCACCCCGGUGGACAUUUCGUACCAAGCGGCAAACAGUAUCUCGAUACAAUCGCAGCCUUCAUCAAACAAACAACUACGUCAGAGAGCAAUAAGAGUGGGAAAGAAGAAGAGCGAGUGGAGGACAUGGAUGUACCGUUCUGA